UUGCAGUUUUUUCAACGGCAAGUGUAUUCUCGUAAAGUUAAAUUUUGCUCUGUGAUUUUUGACAUUUCCAAGCCGAAAUUUUUAAAAUUUCCGCUCAAUCUCUGUGAAUUUGACUCAAUUAGUUGAUUUCCCCAAACCAGAAGUUUGCUUCAUCUAACAGGGCAUUGCAACUCGGAUUUGAACUUGUAAUUAAUUCCAGCCAGCAAAUACGCUAGCACUCAAUUCACGGGUCCGACCUAAAAAAAUAAAAAAAUAAUCACCUUCAGCGUCCAAAAAACAAAAAGCAAAAAUGGGAAAUGUAUUUGCUAACCUCUUUAAAGGGCUUUUUGGUAAAAAAGAAAUGAGAAUAUUAAUGGUCGGAUUAGAUGCCGCUGGUAAAACAACCAUUCUGUACAAACUCAAAUUAGGCGAAAUUGUUACAACGAUACCUACUAUUGGUUUCAAUGUGGAGACUGUAGAAUACAAGAAUAUUAGCUUUACUGUGUGGGAUGUGGGCGGUCAAGAUAAAAUUCGUCCCCUAUGGAGGCAUUAUUUCCAGAACACACAGGGUCUUAUCUUUGUUGUUGAUAGCAAUGACCGUGAGCGUAUUGGGGAGGCGAGAGAGGAGUUAAUGCGCAUGCUAGCAGAAGAUGAAUUGAGGGAUGCAGUCUUGUUAAUAUUCGCCAACAAACAGGAUCUGCCAAACGCAAUGAAUGCGGCCGAAAUUACCGAUAAGCUUGGCUUGCACUCACUCAGAAACCGUAACUGGUACAUUCAAGCGACGUGUGCAACCAGCGGCGAUGGACUCUACGAGGGACUCGAUUGGCUCUCCAAUCAGUUGAAGAACGCUAAUCGCUAAUUAAGCGCAAGACCAUAACUACAGAUCCCACAAUAAUAUGAACACAACUCUGAUUUCAAGUAAGCCGAAGUAGCAAACCAACAACACCCAUAGAAAAGCGGCAAGAUAAAUUAAGCGGACAGCGGUGGAAAUCAUCAGGAAAACUUACCACAAUAACAGCAGACUUUCGCAUAACUAAAGGGCGCGUCCUGUCCGUAUUUCUGAAAAGGAACUUCAAUUGUUUAAUGAAUUGCAGGAACCUAACUUUUCAAGCAGCACAUAAAACUCGCUAUAAUUUAAUUUAAAUUCAUAUAAUUAUUGAAUGUUUUAAAGCAAAUCGAGUAAAAGAAAUUCCCCAAUCUAUUGCAAAAGAAAAGAACUACAGUAUAUGGUAUAGAAAUGUCUUGUAAGUUAUUUUUGUCCUCUCCCAACCUUCAUCAAUAUAUUUCUUUUUAAUUUUAUAAAUAUAAAAAUAAUAUUAAUGAGAAAAACUGUAAUUGUAAUGGCUCUUUAAAAAUACAAAAGAAAAAUUUUAAUUUUUAUACUUUUGUUUGGUGUUGACGCUUGGCCAAGCUAAUUCUUAAAAAAAUCAUGCAUAUACAUACAACCAUAUUAAAAAGGAACGUAAUAAAUUAAUAUACAAAAUAAA
This is a messenger RNA of Drosophila bipectinata, 1466 nucleotides long. RefSeq names its product ADP-ribosylation factor 1 (gene Arf1). NCBI's taxonomy places the organism in Eukaryota, Metazoa, Arthropoda, Insecta, Diptera, Drosophilidae. Gene Ontology annotation, cellular component: plasma membrane; cytoplasm. The record is from RefSeq and is a predicted model, not a curated record. Gene Ontology annotation, molecular function: GTP binding; GTPase activity. Gene Ontology annotation, biological process: intracellular protein transport; vesicle-mediated transport.